AUGACACGCCCCUCAGAGCGGGCCAGGAAUAAGAAAGCUCCCGAGACAGCCAACACUCCAGCAACACCACAAGCUCAGGCAACCAUCACAGCUCCUGAGGCACCACCGUCCGGUGGUCUUGCAGCAGCCACGUCGUCUGUCAUAGUUCAAAACCGCACACCGAUACGCAUUGUAAACUACGCAACCCCGUCGCUGUUCCCCAACGACGGUGGACCUAAUCCGUACAUUACACCUCCCAUGCCGCCGUUUUUUCCUAAUACCAGUGGAUUAAGCAGCGCCAGUUACAGCCACUUACCACCACCUGCCCAAACCACAAACGAACCACGACAAAAAACUCCCCCAACGCCACCGUUAAACGGAAUACCCUCGCUCACACACAAAACACCGACGAAUAACACCGCUACUAGCACAAGCGUCAUGUUCCAACCACAAAAUCACCCACUGCUAGUUCGGCGCCGCCAUUCACACCCUACCAAAUACCCAUAA
This is a messenger RNA of Lactuca virosa, 486 nucleotides long. Lineage: Eukaryota; Viridiplantae; Streptophyta; Magnoliopsida; Asterales; Asteraceae. The record is from the annotation of a GenBank genome assembly.